GUGGAGGGCACCCCACACAGCAAGACUCCCCAGUGCAGCUCCCUGGUGGGAGUCAAAAGGCCUCUCCUCUUCUCAGCAGAGCUGUGGUCCAGGCCAGAGGCCAUGCUGCUGCUGGUGACUCUCGCACUCCUAGGGAGCCGCCUCUGCUGGGCACAAAAGAUGUUCGGGGUAGGAAAAGGCAGGGAUUUCAGUACCCCUGAGGACACUGAACAUGAAAUCACGGGGCUUCGGGUGUCUGUAGAUGAUCAUAUGCUUAAAAGUGUCCAGGUGAAAUUUGGAACUUACUGGGAUAGUCAACGUGGUGCUUCAGGUGGGAUCACCCAGGAAUUGAGCCUGUGGCCUGGCGAACACAUCAAUGAGAUCCAUGGCUCAUUCAAAGCAUUCCUCCAGUACCUGCUUGUGUGCACCGAUCGGGAGCGCUGCGUCUCCUUUGGGGAGAGUGUUGGCAAGCAGUUUUCUGCCUUCCCCCCAAAAGAGGGACAGGUGCUCACAGGGAUUUUUGGCCGAUAUGUAGGUGGUGGCCUCAGGGGCAUCGGCUUUACUUGGGAUUUUCCAUUAGAAGAGGCCACCAAUGCAAAACCCACUAAUACCACUUCCUCCACAAAUAGCAAUAGUGGGCAAAAAGGGGACAAGAGCUGAGGUCACUUGGGUGGAGGUAGGCUAACCGUCCUGGGGUAACUGAGU
Molecule: messenger RNA, 684 nt
Organism: Otolemur garnettii (small-eared galago)
Lineage: Eukaryota; Metazoa; Chordata; Mammalia; Primates; Galagidae
Gene: ZG16B
Product: zymogen granule protein 16B
Exons: 3
Coding region: 103-639 (178 amino acids)
Source: RefSeq, a predicted model, not a curated record